Messenger RNA from Pseudogymnoascus verrucosus, 1949 nucleotides. RefSeq lists its product as uncharacterized. The record is from RefSeq and is a predicted model, not a curated record. Gene Ontology annotation, molecular function: NADP binding; N,N-dimethylaniline monooxygenase activity; flavin adenine dinucleotide binding. The transcript has 2 exons. Bases 177 to 1868 code for a protein of 563 amino acids. Lineage: Eukaryota; Fungi; Ascomycota; Leotiomycetes; Thelebolales; Thelebolaceae.
CCUCAUGCGCGUCGCUGAACCCCGCCGACACCAGUUCUCUUAUCGCUCCUUAUAACGCGGGGUCCUUCGUGUGAUUAUGCGCAAGUAAUAUAUUUUGUCAAAGACUCUACUUGUUAUUUCUACUUGCCCAUUCAUAUCACUACAACUCACAAGUCGUCUUACAUAUUUUUUUCGCAAUGACGGUCAAUGGGGCGUCGACCACUAAUGGAUCAGCCACCACCAAUGGGUCAGCAACAAAUGGAGCAAAGCCCUCCAUGCCGGGCAACAAAGAUCUCGAUUAUGACGUCUUGAUCAUUGGCGCAGGAUUGAGUGGCAUUUACUCCCUGUACCGAAUGCGACAAAUGGGGUUGAGAGCGAAGGUGAUCGAGGCUGGAUCAGGAGAAGGAGGCACAUGGUUCUGGAACCGCUACCCUGGGGCCCGAUUUGACUCCGAGAGUUAUUCAUACAUCUUUUCUUUUUCACAAGAAGUUCUAGACGAGUGGGACUGGUCUGAACACUUCUCUUCUCAGCCAGAGACCCUCCGAUACUGCCAGUUCCUCGCCAAGAAGUUUGAUCUGAAGCGCGACAUGAAAUUCAACACCCGCGUGAAGUCGGCACACUUCCAGCAAACCUCGAACUCGUGGUUGACGACAGAUGAGACCGGUGCACAGUACACUUCACGAUACUUGAUUACCUGCAUGGGUAUUUUGAACGAGCCUACACUCCCAAACAUUCCUGGCGUCCACAACUUCAAAGGCGACGCAUUUCACACGGCAAGGUGGCCUAGCGAUGCUGCUGGAAAGCUCGACGGAAAGAGGGUAGGCAUCAUUGGAACUGGUGCUACAGCCAUUCAAACCAUCCAAGAAAUUGUCAAGACCGUGGGGUCUCUUGCUGUUUUCCAACGCACUCCUAACUGGACCUGCCCAUUACGAAACACCAAGAUUAGCACCAAAGAGAUGAAGGAAAUCCGCGAAAGCUACCCCGAAAUCUUCCAGAAAUGUCUCGAUUCAUACGCUGGUUUCAUCCACUUGAGCGACACGAGAAGCACAUUCGACUUGACCCACGAGGAGCGUGAGGCUUUCUGGGAGGAGAUUUACGCUAAACCGGGUUUCUCGAAGUAUUUGAGCAACUUUAGGGAUAUCGGUACAGACCGCAAGGCCAACACGUUGUACAGCAACUUUAUUGCCAAGAAGAUCCGCGAACGUGUCAAUGACCCAGAAGUUGCCGAGAAGCUUAUUCCAAAGAAUCACGGAUUCGGCACAAGGAGAGUUCCUCUGGAGAGCGGCUAUUAUGAGGCAUUCAAUAAGCCCAACGUGCAGUUGGUGGACAUUAAUGAAAACCCCAUUGAGCGUAUCACCGAAAAGGGCAUUAUGACCAAGGAUGGCGAGCUCGAGUUUGACGUUAUUAUUUAUGCGACCGGUUUCGAUGCCGUCACCGGCUCUUUCAGAGCUGUUGACUUCCAAGGGAAAGACGGCCUCAAACUGACGGAUCAGUGGAGCGAGUCUAUCCAAACUUAUCUCGGCCUUACGGUCAACUCCUUCCCAAACAUGUUUAUGGUUAUGGGUCCUCAUCAAAUGUUCGGCAACAUCCCCAGAAGCAUUGAAUACGCCGUCAACUGGAUUUCAAACCUCAUCGGUUACGCCGCUGAGAACAACAUCACAUACAUCGAAGCGACACCACAGAAAAUGGAUCAAUGGGGUGACCAUGUGAAUGAGUGCGCAGUGGGACUUUUGGCAAAUGAGGUGGACUCCUGGAUGACGGGUGUUAAUAAGAAUCUUUCACACAAGCAAAAGAGGUCGAUAGCGAGAUACAAUGGCCCGGCGCCAGGGUACAGGAAGAAGUGUGAUGAUGUUGCAUCUCGAAAGUAUUCCGACUUCACGAUACUUUAAGCGUGGAGUCAAUUUAUUGUACAGAUUUAGAUAUUUCCUUGGGGUGCUCAGUUGCUUGUUCAGAUAUUUACACAUUAGCAA